Hipposideros armiger (great roundleaf bat) is the source of this 1813-nucleotide messenger RNA. RefSeq lists its product as uncharacterized. The transcript is spliced from 3 exons. The coding region runs from base 1 to 756 and encodes 251 amino acids. Lineage: Eukaryota; Metazoa; Chordata; Mammalia; Chiroptera; Hipposideridae. The record is from RefSeq and is a predicted model, not a curated record.
AUGGGCGUCCGCCCGCGCCAGUCCGGGCUGCGCCGACGCGGCGCGGCCAGCCGAGAGAGCGCUCCGCUGAACCCCCGGGCCGGUGUCCUAGUGACAACGCAGCAGCCCCCGGCGCCCUCCUCCGCUCCAGUCGUCGCCCCCGUGCAGGACGAGUGUCACCGCCAGACGCGCACCGAGCUACUCACGUUCUUCCGCGGUGCCCACCGCUCAGCCCCGGCGCGGCGGCCCGGGAGCCGGGGCGCAGAUGUUGUCCGUUCGCAACGAAGCUGUCGCCUCUGGCAGCCCCGCGCCGUCCCUGCACCCGCGCUUUUGAGGCUCCGACUGCGGCGCGCGUCAGCCGGCGACCUAGACCAAGCAGGGCCGGCCCCCAGCCGGCGCGCCCCCGCCCCCAGUCUGCCCUCCCUCCUCCGGGAUCCCACACUCCCCGCCUCCCCCACCCCUUCCCCUCUUGGCCGGCCCCUCCCACCCUUGCUCUGCGGCGGCAGCGAAUGGGCUCCGGCCGCCCUCGCCUUAUGGGGCUGGGUGGCCCCCUCACCUGAGCGGCCGCGCCACCACCAAGCAACGUCAGCCUGCAAGAGUGUGAGCCUUGCUCUUUCGCUUGCUUUCCCUGAGGGAAAUCAGCUGCCAUGUUGUGAGCUGCGUAUGGAGAGGCCCACAUGUCAUGGAACUGAGAGAUGCCUGGGGACAAUGCCUGUGAAGAAAGAGUUCCUCAGUUCAACAGCCCAUGAGGAGCCCAACCCUGCCUCAGCCAGCUGAGUGAACUGGGAAGCAGACUGCCUCUCAGUCAAGCCUCCAGUCGAGACUGACUCCUUACUGAAGCCUUGUGAAAGACCCUGUGCCAGAGCACCCAGCUCAUCUGCACCUGGUUUCCCAACCCACAGAAUCUGGGAGAUAAUAAAUAUUUCUCAUUUUAAGCUGCCCAAUUCAUCACUGAUGCAGUUAUAUAAGCACAUUUCAGAACUCUGAAUUUGCAUCUCACCACACAAAUCGUAUCUAUUUUCUGGAUGGGAAAGGAGCAAGUGGAUUAAAUGGUAGUUGUCAUAAGAUGCAGAUAUAGUGCUGGAUAAAGAAGAAAUUGUGGAGAACAGAUGAGACAUCAGUAUGGCUUGGUCAAGGCUAACCUCAGCAGCUCCUGGUUCCACACCCCUACAGCCCAGCCCGGGGAUGGCCAUUCAGCGUGCCCACCUAGCACAGCUUCUUUCUCCUCUUGGAUGCCAGCCACAGGCUUAACUAGACCACAUCUCCUGAAGCUUCACAGUGGGUGAUUAUUACCCACCAUGGAUAAUAAUAGGAUGUGCAUUUUACAGAUAAUAUACUAAAUAACAGGAUGUGUAGUUUCAUACAUCACCUGACCCAGUGACCAGUGGAAAGUCUCCACAGAUGCAAAAUAUUUAUUUUUCUCUCAUGCCUUCCCUCACCAUCUGCCAAAUAACCACAGAAUUCUGUGUGCUUAUCUGGUGCCACUAGGGCAUUUGUGAAACAGAAACCAAAAAUUUGCAGCCCAUUUCUUGCCUGAUGCUUAGCAACACAGUAUCCCUACACCUACCUAAAGAGUGUAAUACUCAAGCAAUUGGAGGAAAAUGUGGCCUGUGGUUGCCAUAUGUGGAUUUCUGCUCUCAAAGCUGUGAGUCACAAGCAUUUCCUGCCCACCCCCAUACUUGGGGAACCAAGCUGGAAAAAGGAGGAACAUUUUCAGUGAUAAUAAGCAUGUUCCUUGUAGCCAACUCUUCCAUCUGUUCCUACAGUUUCUAUCUAUAAGAAUAUAUUGAGUUGUUGGAAAAGUCAUGAUGCAUUUUUGCAACAAAAAACCCCA